Dermacentor andersoni is the source of this 824-nucleotide messenger RNA. RefSeq names its product U1 small nuclear ribonucleoprotein C-like. Gene Ontology annotation, cellular component: U1 snRNP; nucleus. Gene Ontology annotation, molecular function: zinc ion binding; pre-mRNA 5'-splice site binding. Gene Ontology annotation, biological process: mRNA splicing, via spliceosome; mRNA 5'-splice site recognition; spliceosomal snRNP assembly. The record is from RefSeq and is a predicted model, not a curated record. NCBI's taxonomy places the organism in Eukaryota, Metazoa, Arthropoda, Arachnida, Ixodida, Ixodidae.
CGCGAUUGCAGUUGUGAAGGUGAAGGCGUCAGUGUGGACUAGGGCUGCGAAAUUUAUUGCCAGAGGCGAAACUCUGAAAGCCUUUGCCGUUCUCUGUUAUGUGAGACGGCAGUGAAUUGUUUGCUGUCUUGGCAUUACAGUGUGAUCGCGAGUCCGAAGAGGAGGCCGCCUGGUCGAGAUGCCGAAUAGGUACUACUGCGACUACUGUGACACCUACCUCACGCACGACUCGCCGUCGGUGCGCAAGACCCACUGCAAUGGCCGCAAGCACAAGGAGAACGUCAAGUUCUACUACCAGAAAUGGAUGGAGGAACAGGCACAGAACCUCAUUGAUGCCACAACGGCGGCAUUCAAGGCAGGAAAGAUCCAGUCCUCCCAGUACCAGGCCAAGCCUCUAACCGGUGCCAUGAUUCCUCCACCAGCAGCGCUGCAACCGGGUCCUCCACAGCGGAUGCCGCUAGUCGGGCCACCCCACAUGGGACCCAUGCCAGGCCCCAUGCCAGGACCUAUGCCAGGCCCCAUGCCCAUGAUGGGACCACCUGGACCGAUGCCCCCCAACAUGAUGAUGCCAGGCAUGAGGCCACCAAUGGGACCGAUGGGGCCAAUGAUGGGACCUAUGGGGCCAGGGCCCGGCCCCAUGCGACCACCACUAGUCGCAGGGGUGCCAAAGAAGUGAUUUUCUGUCAUCACAGGUGUGCUGCAUCACGCCAAUCCAUCUGUACAUACCAGGGACUCUUGUCACUUCAUCAGCGAUCACACAGCACCACUCGUGUGCCAAGGGUGGCAUUGUUUGACAAUAAAGGGGUUCUUUUUUGUUGUUUACA